Prorocentrum cordatum is the source of this 437-nucleotide messenger RNA. The record is from the annotation of a GenBank genome assembly. Lineage: Eukaryota; Dinophyceae; Prorocentrales; Prorocentraceae.
GGCUCGGGGAGAGCCUCCGCGAGGGCGCCGCCCCGGCCUGCGCCCGGCUGGACGAGAUCGCGUCGCUGUCCACCAGCGCCGCCGCGGCCGCCUCCGCGGCGGAGCGGGCCGCCGCCGAGGCGGGCACGCAGGUGGGCGCCCUGGCAUCCCAGCUCGCCGCUGCCGGGAGCGCGGCAUGCGACGGCAUCGCCGCCUCCCAGCGCCGCGCCGAGGCCGCCGCGCGCGGCGCCGAGGCGGCCGCAGGGGCCGCGGCGGGCCGGCUGGGAGCGGCGGGAGGCGCCGCCGGAGGCUGGAGCACGAAGCGCGGGGAGGACGCCGCGGAGCUCGACCUCGCCGCCGGCAGCAUCCAGGGCGCCCUGGACUCCCAGCGCGCCCUCCAGCGGCACUGGGCCGACGCGCGGGCGGGCGCGCGGGGCGCGGCGGAGGCCUGGGCAGAG